GCCAUCUCUAUCCGAGUACUAACCUAACCUGUCUUCGCUAGCCGUACAGCUGUUGCGGAAAAUAUUUUAAGCCGAAUAAGCACUGCUAUCGUCGGAGACUGACACCAAUAGAGGAAUCCAUCCAAGAUGUCGCACACCAUUCUGUUCGUUCAGCCCGGGGCUCGCCCGGAGACUCGCACUUACUGCGACUACGAGAGCGUCAACGAGUGCAUCGAGAGCGUGUGCAAGUCCUACGAGGGGUAUCUGAAGCGCCGCAACCCCAAAAAAUCGACCAUUACGUACGAGAUCAGCCAGCUCUUCGACUUCCUCGAUCGGUUGAAGGACAUCUGCUGCUUGGUGUACCAGAAGAGCACCAAAACCUACGCCCCGUUCAGCAAGGAGUGGAUCAAGUCUAAGAUCUACGACCUGCUCCGCGGAUCGGCGCACAGCGCUUGAGACGAGUCCAGGGAUGCUUCACGACGAAGUAACCAACAAAACAACACACAAGACAGUGAACACACCACACAGAAGGGAAUCAUCCGGGGGCAACACAUAAUCAUCAUAAGCAGAUCAAUGACACAAUAAGAAUUCGAACAGGAACCACAGUCACAUCCAUCAUCGUCUGAAGCUCUCAACAAUCAAUGAAAUAUAUACUCCAACAAUCAAUCAAAUGUAUUCCUUACUUAAUAAGAAAUAAUAUAAUGUAGAAACUUAAUACUGAAUGGGUAUGACUGCACUACCGUUGGCUCCAUGCAGAUCAGUACGUCCUUGUAGACCUGGAAAGAAAAAGUAGAACAAAAUAAAGACGAAACGA
Drosophila miranda is the source of this 793-nucleotide messenger RNA. RefSeq names its product protein enhancer of rudimentary-like. NCBI's taxonomy places the organism in Eukaryota, Metazoa, Arthropoda, Insecta, Diptera, Drosophilidae. The coding region runs from base 127 to 435 and encodes 102 amino acids. The record is from RefSeq and is a predicted model, not a curated record. The transcript is spliced from 2 exons.